AUGACUCUCCUUCGAUCCUUUACGGUGCUCUUUGCCCUGGUGGCAUCCACUGUUCACGCCGUUACCCCCAUCAGCAUCGAAGGCUCUCAGUUCGUCAACCCUGUCUCCAAAAAGCGUUUCCAGAUCAUUGGCGUCGAUUACCAGCCAGGCGGAGCUGCUGGUUACAAGGAAAAGGGUGGAGCUGAUCCACUCAGUGACGGCGAUAUCUGUCUGCGUGAUGCUGCUCUGCUCCAGCGAUUGGGUGUCAACACCAUUCGCAUCUACAACCUCAACCCCGCUACUAACCAUGACCUCUGCGUCUCUAUCUUCAAUGCUGCCGGCAUCUAUCUAAUUCUCGAUGUCAAUUCGCCCAUAGCCCAUCAGAGUUUGAACCGUGCCGACCCAGCCUCCACAUACCACAAAGGCUACAUGGAACGCGUCUUCGGUAUUGUGGAAGCUUUCAAGGACUAUCCCAAUACCCUGGCUUUCUUUGGUGGAAAUGAAGUCAUCAACGAAGAUGCUGUCAAGGAGGUUCCUGCAUAUAUUCGCGCUGUCCAACGUGAUAUUAAGGAGUACAUCUCCAAACAUGCUCCUCGCAGCAUUCCUGUUGGCUAUUCCGCUGCCGAUAUUCGUAACAUCCUGGCGGAUACCUGGGCAUACAUGUCUUGCCAGAUUGAUGACUCUGACAUAUCCCUCUCUGACUUCUUCGGUCUCAACUCCUACUCUUGGUGCGGAGAUGCCUCCUUCACCACCAGUGGAUAUGACAAACUUGUCGAGCAAUUCGCCGAGACUUCCCUCCCCGUCUUCUUCUCCGAGUAUGGCUGCAAUAAAGUCCAGCCCCGCAUAUUCACCGAAGUGGGUGCUCUAUAUGGAAAGGAAAUGACAAAGGUCAUGGGGGGCGGUCUGCUCUAUGAAUACUCCCAAGAAUCCAACGACUUCGGUCUCGUUCAACUGCACCCCAAUAACACCGCCACUAUCCUUGUUGACUACGACAACCUGAUGGAUCAGUACAGGAAAGUCGACCUUUCCCUCCUCGAAUCUCUUGACCCAGCAGCGACCAGCAUCAAACCUCCCAAAUGCUCUCCUGACCUCAUCAAGGACACCAAACACUUCGAGAACGACUUCAAAAUUCCAAAAGCUCCAGAAGAGGUCCCUGAGAUGAUCAAGAAUGGCAUCAAAAACCCUAACAAGGGCAAUCUCGUCGAAGUCAAAAACACUAAGGUCAAAUUCGAGGUGUAUAACAAGGACGGUGUAAUCUUGGAAAACCUGUCCAUCAAAGUUCUCCAAGACUUCCAGUCAAACCUUCCAGGCGAGAAGACCUCUGGCGCACCCGGUGCCGUAAAAGAGAAGAAGAAGGGCGCUGCUAGCACCCUGUCCACCUCCAAUGCUCUCUCUAUCCUUGCUGCUGUGGUUGGAUUGACUCUGCUUAUGGUAUAG
Molecule: messenger RNA, 1416 nt
Organism: Paracoccidioides brasiliensis Pb18
Exons: 5
Coding region: 1-1416 (471 amino acids)
Biological process (GO): fungal-type cell wall (1->3)-beta-D-glucan biosynthetic process
Cellular component (GO): cytoplasm; fungal-type cell wall
Molecular function (GO): 1,3-beta-glucanosyltransferase activity
Source: RefSeq, a predicted model, not a curated record